AUGCUCGCCACUCACUGGCUACCAGCCGCCCGGCUGAACAUCAACCAAGCGCGAAAGUUCUCCCUACUUUCCACCCAUGCUUCAUUCCCCGCGACCAUGUAUCGAUACCAGCUGGACCGCAAGGCUACACUAUAUGAUGUGACCCAAGACGAGACCCGCCACAGGAAGGAUGCAGUUAACGUAUCUGCUGAUGGGUUGGUUCAUGCCACAAUCUCGAAGUCCAGUCCCUACUCUAAUGGGCCAAUUUUCAUGCCGAAUUCUCGUCUUAUGCAGCAAAUGCUGCGAUUUGAUUUCGACCGGUACCAGGAAGAGAUCAGUGAUGGGAAAGCUCUUAUGGACCCCACUGUUAUCUGUAUUCCCCGAGGUACUCCUAUCCCAUCUGCGCUAGUACUAUGGAGAGAGGGCAUGUCCCGCUUCUCCCUGCAGCCUUCAAGUCCUAUGGAAAUCGAAAAGCUGAACGACGCGCUCAGCGAGUUUUAUGAGAAAUCCGCUACAGUUAUCGGCGCACAGGAAUGGAUUGAGAAACAUCCAUACCGGGAGAGUUCUCCUGACGAUAACGAGAAGGGAUGGAUGGAGGUGUAA
Penicillium crustosum is the source of this 582-nucleotide messenger RNA. RefSeq lists its product as uncharacterized. The record is from RefSeq and is a predicted model, not a curated record. Bases 1 to 582 code for a protein of 193 amino acids. The transcript has 4 exons. NCBI's taxonomy places the organism in Eukaryota, Fungi, Ascomycota, Eurotiomycetes, Eurotiales, Aspergillaceae.